This is a messenger RNA of Thrips palmi, 1811 nucleotides long. RefSeq lists its product as uncharacterized. The record is from RefSeq and is a predicted model, not a curated record. Gene Ontology annotation, molecular function: zinc ion binding; nucleic acid binding. Lineage: Eukaryota; Metazoa; Arthropoda; Insecta; Thysanoptera; Thripidae. Bases 255 to 917 code for a protein of 220 amino acids. The transcript is spliced from 2 exons.
CUGAGGUCAGGCACACUGCCUCGGCCACAGCAGGCAGUGCGGCGGCGGUUUGAUACAGUGGAUCGGCCAGCCGCCUCUCUCGCCUGCGAGCCUGCCAGCCCAGCCAGUCCGUCGGCCAGUCUGGGCCCAGUCGAGUCGCGAACCCGCCUUGGUCCCGCGCGUCGGUUAUUCCCCACCGUCGAGGUUUAGCAGCAGUGACCGAGAUAAACCGAAAUCAUACAGUGAACCGCCAGCCAACCGUUCCAGCAGACACAAUGGCAGCCUCCAUCACCAAGCUGACGGACUCGUCCACCUUUCCAGUGUGGAAGAAGGAGGUAGAGGUCCACUUCACCUCGAGGAAGCUGAUCAGCAUUGUGGAUGGGAGCCAGACCCCCGAUAGCUGCUUGGACUGGGGGACCAAAGACAAUGAAGCCCAACGGGUCAUCCUGAGGUCCCUCAGCGGCGACGCGAAAACCCACGUCGUUACCUGUAGAACCGCCAAGGACAUGUUCACAACCCUGAGUAAAGUGUACGGGAGGAAGCAGUGCACGAAAUGUGGCAAGAUGGGUCAUUCAGAGAAAAACUGUUGGAGUGGCAUGACAUUCCCUCCGUGCCCACACUGCGAAAAAACCAACCAUCCACAACAAUCGUGUCUUAAAAAUAAAGCUGGCGAGAAAAACAGAAACAAUGAGAAGAUGAAUAACAAGCAGAACACAAACCACUCUCAAGCAUCGAGCAGCAUUAAAGCCGAGCCAGAAAAGUAUAUGAAAAGUGAUAAGAAACAAAACAACAAGCAAAACGCCAUCAAGAACGACCUGAGGAGUCGAACCCCUGCCCCUCCAGAACCACCGCGUAGUGACUCAGCAGGACCGAACGUGCAAGUGCAGCAGCACAAGAGUUUCCAUUUUGAAUUUUUUAAUAAUAUUAAACUGUGGUAGGCGCGGGGCGGGCGAGUUAUUCGCUCGCGGGUCAGCGAGUCCAGCGAUACGGUGCUUAAUCACCCAGCAGUGCAACCACAUUUUGUCAGGCAUGUUAAAAAUUUUAUUUAUCAAUUUACUGUGACGAAAAUUAUUUUUCUAAAACUAAAUAAGCUAUUAUUUUGUUUAUUUUUAUUUACAAAUUGAACUAGAAAUUGUUUCACUUGAGUGGUAGCUGCUGCUGGCGGGACCCGCGAUCGGAGUUGGCCUAAGUGAACGCGCCCCUGGGAGUGACGUCGCGUCGCGUCGCACCGAGCACAGUGUCCUGUAGAUUGCACUAUCAGUCUCAUCGAGAGGGCCCGGCCGGUCAGAGCACAAUGGAAGGCUUCAAGAAGUGCGAAAGCUGCGGCAAGAAAGGCCACACGAAGCAAGAAUGCUGGGGCAACAAAACAUUCUCUCCAUGUAAAUAUUGCAAGAAAACCAACCAUCCUCCAGAGUCAUGCAGGUUCAAAGAACAGCACGAGAGGCAACAGUCACUCGAUCAUAUCAAAUGCAUGUGUCAAACUGGGUGUAAGCAUGGUGGCUGUAAGUGCUUGCAGAACAAUAUUAAAUGCAAAUCCGUCUGCCAUUUCGGAACAAAAUGCGAGAGAAAAUGAAACAAUGCACGUGUGUUGCCAACAUUUCUCGGUUCUGCUCAAUGAUGUGACUCUGGAAGCUUCUAUUUUUAAACAACAAUUUGAGCGCUGGCUACUAAAAUUGAAUGUUUUUCGUGGUCUACAGAUAUCUAUUGUCAGUUUAUGUAAUUCCUGGACUUUUGUUAUUGAAUUUACUUGUAAAGCAAGCAACUUCCUGUUGAUUUAUAAUUUAUGUUUUUGAUUUAAUUUUCAUUGUCAUUAAACUCCUUACUUGUGGCAA